AUGGCGGGGAGCGAGGUGCAUCAGGCGCUGCAGGCGGCGGCGCUGCCGCUGAGUUUCCUGGUGAUGAGUUCGGUGCUGCCGGUGGUGAAGGUGCUGCUCAUCGCCGCCACCGGGCUCAUCUUCGCGUUGCCCUACUUCGACGUCCUGCACGCCGACGCGCGCAAGAGCCUCAGUAAGCUGGUGUUCACAGUGUUCCUGCCGGCCAUCAUCUUCGUCAACCUGGGCGAAGCCAUCUCCUUUGAAAACCUCCUCAAAUGGUGGUUCAUCCCAGUGAACGUGGUUCUGGCGUCCGUGCUGGGCUGCCUGCUCGGCAUGCUGGUGGCGUGGCUCACUGACUGCCCACCGGAGUUCUUCCGCCUCGUCUUCGUGCUCACAGGCAUUGGCAACAUGGGCAACAUGCCGCUGGUGCUGCUGUCGGCGGUGUGCUCCGAUGCACGCAACCCCUUCGGCGGCCACAACGAGUGCAACAAGCUCGGCACCGCCUACAUCUCCCUCGGCAUGUGGAUGGCGGCCAUAGUGAUGUGGAGCACGGUCUACAACAUCCUGGCGCCCCCCGAGGAGUGGUUACCAGGUUACGUGCGGCCCUUGGACCACUUUGGCAUCGAUCACAAGUACGUGGAUGCGCCCAUGGUGCCGUACCAGGAGGAAGAGGACGACAGCGACACUGACGACGGGGAAACAGACGGGGAGGGGGGCGAGGAGGGGUGGGAGGUGCCGGGUGGGUGGGAGGCGGCGCUGGGUGUGGGCGUGGAGGCCGUGUCGUCACGCCCGCUGGUGCCGGGGGAGGGCAGGCGUGCACACCACCAUGCUGCUGCUGCUGGAAACGGUGCCGCUGAUGGCACUGCUGGGCUGCAUGCACCGCUGCUAGCAGGUGGACCAGCAGCAGCAGAGGGGCGCACAGAGUCAGCAGUGCCGCGGCUGGGCAGUGCGGGGGGCAUGGAGGCAGGGCAGCAGCAGCGCAGUGAGGGGUCGGUGCGAGGCGGGCGUGUGUUUGGCGGUGGCAGCCUUGGCAGCAGCGUGGCUCGCACGGCAUCCCGGUCGCUGCGGAAGGCGUCCGUGGCGCUGCUCGUGCGCGCUCCCAACACGGUGAGCAGCCAUGAGGUGCCGCAGCAGGCAAU
Closterium sp. Naga37s-1 is the source of this 1118-nucleotide messenger RNA. The record is from the annotation of a GenBank genome assembly. Lineage: Eukaryota; Viridiplantae; Streptophyta; Zygnematophyceae; Desmidiales; Closteriaceae.